AUGACGCCAGUUUUUCAAAGCAUUAUUGACUCAGGUUAUUCGCUUGCAAGCUUCUUCACUGUACGUUCGGAACGUUUUGCGUGGAAUUACACCAGAACAACAUUUUUACCUCAACUUGGAGGUUACGUGAAAUCGUGGAGUUACAAGCAAACCUCUUUGGAUCUUCUUACAGUGAAGGGAGCUGGCCAUUUUGUUCCAACUGAUAGGCCUGGACCCGCACUUCAAAUGAUCUAUAACUUUAUCUACACUGGAAACUACAAUAGCUCAAUUCCAUACUCUUUGAAUCCACAAGCAGUGCUUCCACAGUUCACAUCUCCACCACAGCCAUCAUUCACAAGAAAGCAGGCUGAUCGAGUGUGGACGCUGCCCGGAGUGACAUAUGAGUUGAAUUUCAAGCAGUACUCUGGAUAUCUCAAUGGUGUACCAGGCAAUUACCUGCAUUACUGGUAGGU
Molecule: messenger RNA, 452 nt
Organism: Strongylus vulgaris
Lineage: Eukaryota; Metazoa; Nematoda; Chromadorea; Rhabditida; Strongylidae
Source: the annotation of a GenBank genome assembly